Messenger RNA from Cygnus olor (mute swan), 11190 nucleotides. It is a transcript of the gene PRDM10, whose product is annotated as PR/SET domain 10. Gene Ontology annotation, molecular function: protein binding. Lineage: Eukaryota; Metazoa; Chordata; Aves; Anseriformes; Anatidae. The coding region runs from base 4304 to 7927 and encodes 1207 amino acids. Gene Ontology annotation, cellular component: nucleus. The record is from RefSeq and is a predicted model, not a curated record. The transcript is spliced from 25 exons.
AGGGAUGGGGACGCGGUCGUGGUCUGGGGCCACCAUGAGCCCCCCCCCCCCCCCCACGAGCCCUGCGGGGAGCGGGGACCCAGGGGAGGGCCCGGGGCUGUGGCGGGGCCGGGCCUGGUGCCCCUCCCGCUGCCUGAGGGGCCCGGAGCUUCGCGGGCUCGAAGGAAGGAGCGCAGCCACGCGGCUGGGCGUGGGGCUGUGAAGUCUGGCGCUGCUGUGCCACUACUGAGCUUUGUACUGGUUUUAGCCCCUGCUAAAUACACCUGCGGUACAGAUAAAACGUGUGGCUGUCUGAUUCCUGUUUAUUUCUUCGGUGCUAUUGCUGUCAGGUCUGUGGUGCUGAGGUGCCACGUCCUUUCCUGUGGCACUGUGGUGUUGAAUCAGUGGCAACUUGUUAAAUUUCUUGCUUGGAAUGAAAAAAGAAGAGACCCUUGUCCUCUGCCUUGCAGGCCUGGCAGCCCUAAAGGGCCAGCUGGUCCCAUAAAGGGUCACUUUGCCUGUACGAAACACUUCAAGUCAGGCAGAAUCACCUCUUACCUCUCAGCUGCUCGUGGCAGACCCUUGAAGUGGUCUUUCCAAAGUUUAAAACCUUCUGGUUUAGGCUGCUGAGCUUCACAGCCCCCAGGGUGAAACAAGCAGUCAGUUUUUGGGAUGCGCUUUUUGGUAACCGCACCAACAUUUCUGGCAUGUUGGGGAUGUAUUCGUGGUUCUUUGGAGAAUGAACAAGCUCAAGGCUGGGUCUCCCUGUGAAAUGCGUAUUAAUGUUUCUCUUUAAAAGGUCCAGUCUCUCAUGGAAACUGGAUCAAACACUUGCUUUCACUUGCUUUUUCACUUUUCAUUUCAAACACUGAUUUCACAAGAGGGUUAUUUGAGUCUUUGGUGGAAAUAGCAAUUGACAAUCUCAAGCUAACACCUUCAUUUUUAGUGGGGAAAAAAAGUAAGAAGGUGUGUUUCUCAGCCAGUCCUGAAAUGGAGAGCUUGUCUCCUGAAUUGUGAUGCUUUUUGGCGCUUUGCUGCAUGCAUGCUUCUCUUGUGUACCAGGUGCUUCAAGUGAAGACAGCUUUAUUUCCUUGGUUAUAGGAAGAAAUUCAGAUGUAAUUGUUAAUAUCUGUUGGAAGAAUUGACCGCUUGCUCUUUGAGAGGUGUUGGUGUGAGGAGCUUGCUCUCAUCUGGUACCCUUACUGUUAACCUGCAAAGAAACUCCUUAUGGUAAUUUGCUGUGUUGUUAGCAGCUACUUUCAAGUGUGUUUUUUGACCACCUGCAGCUGCUGUCAGCUGUGUAAACUGAAUUUUAAUUGACUUGUAAGUGUAGCUAAUUAUGGAGGCUGUUUUAGUAUUGUGAAUUUUGUUUUGACUUAAACAUGAGAUCAGGUCUAUUUGCCACUUUUAUUUUCAUGUUAGUAGAACAGAGAAGUAGAGGUUACAUUAUAGCCUUUAACUGGCUUUAUGUGUUAAGUAGCCACCUGUUUUAAUGCACAGAUAGCCUGAUUUGCCCUCUGGGGUCUCAUGCACUUCAGACAAGCAGCUAUUUUGGAACAGGCAAGUUUUUUGCCUUUUUCUUUUUUUAAUGUUCAGAGAAGUGGUAGUUCUGUCUUUUGAGAUCUUGAAGCGCAGCAGUGAUUUAAUGCAGAGAGGUGGGAGGGAGAAAGCAGCAUGAGCAGUGUGCAGGAAGGGGAGUGAACUCCACCUUGAAGUGGAGGUAGUUUUGGGAAGGUGCCUGAGCAGGAGGAGGAAUAGGAGGCAAAAGGAAGCUGGAGUGAAACUGAGCGCUGUGGGGGUGGUAUGGUUUUGUUGUCUUCUCCUGAACCAUGAGAGUGUCUCCGUGAAAACUGCAUUUGCAGCUCUGUAGAUCACAUCUCGAUACAGACCUGUUCUUUUCCUUUUUUUUUGCUUAUGUUAUUCUUGAGUAGGUGUCUUCCCUGUUUUGUUCCCUUACCAUAUUUCUCCCUCUAUCAUUAGUCAGCCAAAUCAAUUAAGUGAAUGGGGUCACUGCCUCAAGCAGCUGAAGCCUGAGAACUGUGGUGUGUGGUGGUAGCAGACAGUGAUAUCAUAGGGACUUCAGAAUACGAAACAUUUGAAAGAAGGCGACGUGAAGAAUGCGGUAACACAUUUAGGAAGCUGAGUAUGGGAGGAAGACAUCGGUUAUUGGAAAGGCGAAGGACAGAUACAGUGAGAAACACGUGGUUAUUCAAGAAUUUAGAUACACAGAAAGAGGGAACUGCGUCUCCAACCCUGUCCGUGGAGGCCCCCUGUAGGAUGUCAAUACCUCCUGGGGUUCACCUGCACUGGGUGAUUAUCUCCUGGGUUUUGUGGUGUAAGCAGUUAGACUUUUAGCUACUUACAUGAUGCGCUGAGAGAACAGCAUGGUUGCACCGUGCUGGCAUGCUUUUGACAAGUGCCGUUGCUAUUUUGGCACUCGGGCAAUGUCCUUUCUGUUGCACGCCGUAGCAGAGGGCUGGCCUUGGAGAUCCAAGAGGCCUCUUGCACUGUUGCUGUGAUGAUGGAUGUGAUGCAAGGAUAUGGGUAGAUCGACUCAUUAUGCGCAAUUUGAGUAAAGAGUGAGUUUGUGUUUGGCUGAGUUCUUCUAUUUAUUAUAUGACUAAAUAAAUUGAAGCCAUUUUUCCUUUUGUGGCAAUAAAUAAUCUCCGGUGCCCCAGCCUGGUGUAUGAUUUCCAUUUCUAACUCACCAGUAAAACAUAAAUAUUGGGCUCGUAUAUUACCUGAUUAUUAACAGUCAGCCAAAAUGCACGGGGGCCAGAGUUCCUUGAAACAAUAUGUGCUUUUGAUGAAUGAGGAUGCAGAGGAAGAGACAGCAGUCGUGACUCAGUAGUCAAUGAGGUUAGAAACCCAGCGUGCUUCCCAGCCCUCCUGCUGCAAUGAAAGCAUCUUCUUGCCAAGGGAUCUCAGGAAAUGCACCAACUCUGCCUUCUAGGCAGGCUGGGGUAAUUAACUUAAGUGUGGGAUGUAGCUUUUGCAGACACAUGUGAUGUUCCUUUUGAGCAUCAUAAAUCAUUUUCAUAUUAAAAGCUGGAGGAAGACCCACAGCCAUAAAACCCCUUUUGUAACAAUCUUGCUGUCCUUGCAUGUGGUUAACAUUGAAGAAGGGUGGUCAGUGAGCUCAGUGCUUAAAGGAUUAAGCUAAUAGUCGCUGCUGUUAUUGCUGCAGGGAACCCCAGUCUAUAUGCGAGCCUCUUUUACACUAGGGAGUAAAUCACAUUAGCUGCUUUAUGCACCAUUAUUGUAAAGUGGAUUCUCAUUUGAGAUACUGCAGUGGCUUUAUGGCUCCCCGAGAAGGGAAGCGGACUUUUCCCCUUGCCCAGCUUUAAUAUUCCCCCAUUCUUGUCAUCUCAGGGAAGGAACAAGAAUGGAUGUUUGGCAGCCACUGGCUCGGGUGCUUUCUCAGCACAGAGGUCGCUGCAGGUGAAGCCCCCGGAGCUUUUGUCUGUGUAUCUUCUCGUAGAGUCCCAUUGUUGAGAGAAAGCUUCCUUUUACAGCAGGGAUGCAAGGAAAUACAGGUGCUGUUGGUGAUGCCUUUCUCUGAAUUUCAGAACUGAGCUUCCCUUUGAAGCGCCGUGUGCUUUCCCUGUAUUCGAUUUUUGUCAAAAAUUCUUGCGUGCCAAGUACAAAAGACCAGUGCCUGCUGUCUUCUGAGGUCUUAAAACACCUCUCCUUCCUGUUCCCUGCCUGGUAGGGGUCCCAGAGCACCACCAAGGUGACGUGGUUGGGUGCUGGGCUGCUCCCAGGGGUUAGGAAGGGUUCUCAGCAGCACUCCCACCCUCUGGGAGGUGGCUGAGAGUGUGGGUGUCUCCUGCUGAGGACAGCGAGGCUAACAAGGACGUUGGUGUAGGAUGGGGAACGAGGUUUUGCCCCUGAGCAGCAGUUUCUCAUCCUCCAGAGCCGAAUCCAGGGAAUGGGGAGAGCUGCUGGUUGAAUAACACAGCCUCAGAUAAAACAAGGUGCCGCAGGAACAGGAGAGGGGUUGGAGUGUGUUGUGGCGGUCAAAAGGAGUUUUCAAGGGAGAUUUCCAAAAGAUGACCUGCUCAGACAACGACCCAGAGAAGUUUUGCACACAUCAGGAGCUGCAGAGGGGAGGCAUCACCGUUAGUGGUGUUCGGGAUUGGAUGGAAAAGGCAGGAACCGAAGAGGAAGGCCAAGGCCGUAGGUCUUUGCCAGCUGCAGGUCCCCGGAGGGUAUUAACAAAGGAAGCCAUGUUACUGAAGAUCCCCUUGUCUUCUGGAAGGAGAAACACGGAGAAGAGAUGAAUCUACUCAGCCAGACAUUCCUCCAGUAGAUACUUCUCACCAUGGAGCACCACGGCAGGCAGGAGAUGGACUCAAAAGAGGAAAGUCCUCAGGUGUGGCCUGACUCUGCUGAGCAGGAGCAGAAUACUGCUCAGGUGCACUUUGUCCCUGAAGGAGGGGCAGUGGCACAGAUUGUGUACAGCGAUGAGCAGGACCGUCCCUCGCAGCAGGUGGUCUACACGGCGGAUGGCACCUCCUACACCUCCGUGGACACCUCGGAGCACACGCUAGUUUACAUCCAUCCUGUGGAAGCUACGCAGACUCUGUUUACAGAUCCGUCCCAAGUGGCUUACGUCCAACAGGAUGCCACUACACAGCAGGUAACUGUGCUCUUGCCUGCUGCUGCUCAGAGCAUGAAUCCCACCAACCUGUCUGUGCUUGGCAGCAUUGCUGAAUCCCCCCAGCAAAUGGCUCUGGAGCAGGGUCAACAAGCAGAUAGAGCAUCGUUACCGGUGCAUAACCAGGUGUUACCUCCUAUGGAGGCGGUGGAUGGUUCUGACCCUUUAGCACCUCUGCAGAAUCAGAUGGGAAGGAUGGAAACAAAAGAGGAAGAUGACGAGGAUGAAGAUGAGGAUGAAGAUGGGGAAGACACUGACAUGGAUGAAUGGGACCCAGAUCCACCUCGACCCUUUGAUCCCAAUGAUCUGUGGUGUGAAGAGUGUAAUAACGCACAUCCCUCGGUGUGUCCGAAACAUGGACCUCUGCAUCCAAUCCCAAACCGGCCUGUGCUGACUAGGGCAAGAGCCAGUCUCCCCUUGGUGCUCUAUAUAGACAGGUUUUUGGGAGGCGUGUUCUCCAAAAGGCGUAUCCCCAAACGCACACAGUUUGGACCUGUGGAAGGACCUCUGGUUAGACAAACUGAACUCAAAGACUGCUAUAUCCAUCUGAAGGUGUCUCUUGAUAAGGGUGACAGAAAAGACAGAGAUUUGCAAGAGGACCUGUGGUUUGAACUUUCUAGUGAGGCUCUUUGUAACUGGAUGAUGUUUGUGCGUCCAGCUCAAAACCAUUUGGAGCAGAACCUGGUUGCGUAUCAGUACGGCCACCAUAUUUAUUACACAACCAUUAAAAAUGUGGAGCCCAAACAGGAACUCAAGGUGUGGUACGCUGCCUCGUACGCAGAAUUUGUGAACCAGAAGAUCCAUGACAUAUCUGAGGAGGAAAGGAAGGUUCUCAGAGAGCAAGAGAAGAACUGGCCGUGUUAUGAGUGCAACCGUCGCUUCAUGAGCUCAGAGCAACUCCAGCAGCACCUUAACUCCCAUGAUGAGAAGCUGGACUUCUUCAGCAGAGCCAGAGGCAGAGGUCGUGGGCGAGGAAAGAGGAGGUUUGGACCAGGCAGACGCCCAGGGCGCCCUCCCAAAUUCAUGCGUAUGGAAGUAACCAGUGAAAAUGGAGAAAAGUGUGAAGAAGGAACACAGGACUUGCUGCAUUUUUCCAGCAAGGGGCAGUUUGAUGAGGCCGGACAAGCAACACUGAAUGGGUUGGAGCAGCAGGAGCAGACUCCAGUGCCAUCAGAGACACAGUCGGCACUGGAGCAGCAGUCAGAAAACCACCCACUACAGAUCCAGCCGCAGCACGAUGAGAGCACGGUGCCUACACAGAGCACCAUGACAGCAGAUGACAUGAGGCGAGCAAAACGUAUCAGGCUGGAGCUGCAGAAUGCAGCUCUUCAGCACCUGUUUAUCCGGAAAUCCUUUCGCCCGUUCAAAUGCCUCCAGUGCGGGAAGGCGUUCCGGGAAAAGGACAAACUGGAUCAGCACUUGCGGUUUCAUGGACGGGAGGGGAACUGCCCUUUGACUUGUGACAUCUGCAACAAGGGCUUCAUCAACAGUGGUGCUCUUGAGAGCCACAUGAAGUUCCACAUGGAUCAGAAAACGUACUCCUGCAUUUUCUGUCCUGAGUCCUUUGACCGCUUGGAUCUGCUUAAAGAUCAUGUGGCCAUCCACGUUAACGAUGGGUAUUUCACCUGCCCUACCUGCAAAAAGCGCUUUCCAGAUUUUAUCCAGGUCAAGAAACACGUACGCAGUUUCCAUUCAGAAAAGAUUUAUCAGUGCACAGAAUGUGACAAGGCUUUCUGCCGUCCUGACAAGCUGCGCCUCCAUAUGUUGCGACACUCAGACCGCAAAGACUUCCUGUGCUCCACGUGUGGCAAGCAGUUCAAGAGGAAAGACAAACUGCGAGAGCACAUGCAGAGGAUGCAUAACCCAGAAAGGGAGGCCAAGAAAGCUGACCGAAUCAGCCGCUCAAAAACUUUCAAGCCUCGCAUAGCUUCCACUGACUAUGAAAGCUUCAUGUUCAAGUGCCGCCUGUGCAUGAUGGGUUUCCGCCGGAGGGGAAUGUUGGUGAAUCAUUUAUCAAAGAGACAUCCAGACAUGAAAAUAGAAGAGGUGCCAGAGCUCACGUUGCCCAUCAUCAAACCCAACAGAGAUUAUUUCUGUCAGUACUGUGAUAAGGUGUACAAAAGUGCCAGCAAGCGCAAAGCGCAUAUCCUGAAGAACCAUCCUGGUGCUGAGCUACCUCCAAGCAUCCGGAAGCUGCGCCCUGCAGGCCCAGGAGAGCCAGAUCCCAUGCUGAGCACCCACACUCAGCUGACAGGCACUAUAGCCACCCCUCCGGUCUGCUGUCCUCAUUGUUCCAAACAGUACAGCAGUAAGACGAAGAUGGUACAGCACAUUCGCAAGAAGCACCCGGAGUUUGCUCAGCUCCCUAACACAAUACAUGCCCCGCUGGCGACAGCUGUCAUCAGCUCCACUCCUGCCGUUCUAACCACUGACAGCACUACUGGAGAGACUGUUGUGACAACAGAUUUACUGACGCAAGCGAUGACGGAGCUGUCCCAGACCCUCACAACAGACUAUCGAACUCCCCAGGGAGAUUACCAGCGGAUCCAGUACAUCCCUGUGUCUCAGUCCACGACAGGCUUGCAACAGCCUCAGCACAUACAGCUGCAGGUUGUUCAAGUGGCCCAGGCUACCUCACCUCACCAGUCCCAGCACUCCACAGUAGAUGUUGGGCAGCUUCAUGACCCCCAGACGUACACACAGCAUGCCAUCCAGGUGCAGCACAUCCAGGUCACAGAGCCAUCAGCAGCAGCUCAGCCAUCAUCACAGGUUGGGGGUCAACCUUUGAGUCCCUCCUCACAACAAUCUCAGCAGGAACUUAGCCCCUCGCAGAUGCAGACAGCUACAUCUACACAAAACCAAUCCCUCCAGCAGCAGCAAGGGUCUUCAGUCCAGCACACAUAUCUUCCCAGCACAUGGAACUCAUUUCGGAGCUACUCAUCUGAGAUUCAGAUGAUGGCCAUUCCUCAAGGCCAGUAUGUGAUCACAGAGACAGCUGUAGGUACACCUGUCACCACUGUCAACACAGGGCAAGUGAAAGCAGUUACUCAGACUCACUAUGUGAUAUCUGAAGGUCAACCUGAUUUGGAUGUCAAACAAAACUCUUCGCUCUCCAGUGAGGUACAGGUUGGUGUUUCCCAGCCACCAGCCCAUGCUGAUACGUUGGAAUCUCAAACGAGUAAUCAGCAGCAAACAACCCAGUACAUAAUCACUACAACCACCAAUGGGAAUGGGGGCAGUGAAGUGCACAUCACUAAACCAAGAACUUUCUCAGCAGAACAUGAAUGAAGAAGCCUUGCAUUGUCAUUUGCUUGUACUUUCCACCUCCCCCAGAAGCCCGAAUAUAUGGGUAUCCUGGAGCUCAAUAUGUUUUAAAGUAUAUGCUCACUUAACUUCAACUAAAAUAUUGGAGCUCUUCUUAAUGCUUUAAGAGGGUUGAAGUCCUCAGUGACCAUGAAGAAGUACUCUCAAAAUCCUUCUGGGAUACUAUUUUAUGCAGCUUUUAACAAAAAGGACAAAAGGAGAAAUUAAACCUGCUUGCCCUGGACUUUUUUGGCAUGUCUGCUGACCCUUGUUUCUUCCUUCAGGGAAGUGUCUCUGGUAAACAACUCUUAUUUCAACUGGAAGGGAAAAGCUUGCCCAACUGAAGGCUAAUUGGCAGAUUAUGUUGUAUGUGUAUUUUUAAUAGGAGCUGUUAAACAAGAGUAUGGCAGAACCGCUUCUUCUGUCUUUGUUUCAACAGCCAAGGUGAAAGGGAAUAUAUGCUUGAGAGCAGACUGCCUGAAGAAAAAGGGCAGCAGCAAAGCAAUGACUGUGUAUGUGUGUGGGGAUGGAUAUAGCAAUGAAGCUGUGAAGACGUGCAGAAGCAGUCCAUUAAAUUAUUAUUUUUCCAACCCCUCAAACUGUUUACAUGCUGUCUCCCCUGCCCUAUUUUACCAAGCAGUUCCAGAAGAAGGAAAAGUGCAGUCUUAACCCCAUGUUUGGAACAAACUGAUCAAAACCCUAGUAGCACAUAAUGGUAAUACAGAGCCACUGUUAUCUCUUUUCCCCUCCAGAGUUUGCAGGGAAAAUUGCCUUUUUGCCUGUAAACAAAAAAGUUUCACCUUAGCCUGCAUAGCAGCUUCUGCUGUGACCUCUAGCGAUAGUUGUGCCAGGAGAAGCAGGUACAGGAGUACACCUCUGAAGAUGCAGGGUAGUCAUCUCGGUUGCCACCUCAAAGUGGAUGUAUUUUUCUCUUGAAGACUGAAUGGAGAGUUGGUUAUGCACCUUGUUAACACCUUGUUAACAAUGUACUGUAAUUCCUUUGGACAGUUUCAUAAAAUGACCAGCCUUGGACUCAGGAAACACGUACAAGAAAAACACCAAUGGACCACUAUUUAUGGGACACAGAAAGCCAUCUGCAAGAGUUGCCUGCUUUGGUAGACCUGGUCUACGUACAGAACUCAUGUUAUUCUUAGGGACCAGGAGAAAGGGAAAGUUUUAUCUUUUAAGGCAGUGUAUUUUUUUCUUACAUAAUUCCCCUUCAUGGGUCUUGUUGGUUGGUUAUUUAAUGCAUUCUGGUAUUUGCAAGAAUAUGACUACAUCUCCAUUUACUGUUGAUGGGAUAUACUGUUUGUGUCUAAAACUCCAUUCACUCUGCUUGAAACCUCAUCCCAGAAUGUCAGUGCACCAUAGGAUACAUUUAUUUAUAAAACAAAAGCAAAGAAGUAAGUUUUGUCUUAAUGGCCCUUGAGAAAGGCCAGAAGAACUAAGAGAGGAUCUGUUGUUUUUUUUUUUUAAAUUAAUUUCUUCUUAAAUUGCAUCGAGCGUGAAUCUGGAACUCUUGUGUUUGUACUCCCACAGAUUGAGAUGAGGAUUAACCAUGUGAGUAGGUGUUACACAUGUUUACAGGUUGUGGUGUCAGGCCUUACAGAGUUAAAGCUCUUAGACAUGAGAGAACACUCAGACUCAAAAAGUGGAUGUCUUGUUACUUGCUGGCAAAGCCUUGUAGCAUGUAUUGCUUCAGUAAAUAACAUUUUAAAUAUGGUAUGGAAAUAGUGACUGUGCAUGAUGAGGUAAAUCCUGUUUAAAAUAUUGGACAGCUCAGAACUGUUUCAAGGUAGCUUGAAGUGAGUUGCCAAAACAUAGAUUAAUUUGUGCCUGGGAUUUCUCUUCUCUUACUGCAACCACUGUACUGGGGCAUUAACUAACAAUUGGGGCAUUAACAAGAUUGGUAAAAGUUAAUGAAGACCUGAGCUCCCAUUUAGUGUAGUGCAGUGAUGAGUCCUUCAGUUCAAUGGAUUUGGGAGGUCAUCUACUUUAGCAAUGCAGCCAAGCAACUGCAGUUGUCCUUCAUUCAUUUGAAGUCAUGUUGCUGAGCACUUCUGAGUAACAGGCCAUUACAAUGUUCGUCUGGGCGAGCAGAAGGGAGCUCUUGGUUUUGGCUUUGCCUUGUGGCAUCUUUUUCAAGAAAAGGGUCUGUUUUCAGACUGCUAGAUUAAUAACAUGAAUCAAAUGUGGUACGAGUAAUAGGAAAAUGGGAAACCUGGAAAUGGGAUGUUGCAAAUGCACACUGUUCUACAGGAGCAUUUUUUAAGUCUUAAAAGCUCUAUAGUCUUUAGAGAUGAUCAAACUUUGUCUUUAACGAUAUUGCAAAUGUGGGAUAAAACAAAAAAACUUUGUUAUAUUCAACUUCGUCAGAAAGGAUCACAGAAUGAGGUUGCUUGUUCUUGUACCAGUUAUUUAAAGCUGAAAACUACAGGGUGUUCCAGAAAACAAUUGUAAAACAGCGUCUUUGAACUCACAUGUUCCUUGUCAGAGUUUCUGCUCUGUCCCACAGUAACAGUAGUAUACUUAUCCAUCAGCUUGACACCAGCAUUAAGUGAUUCACUGUGUCUUAAGUCAAACUGAUGCCUCAUUGGGGGAGAAGCGUCCCUGGAAAUCAAGCAUUGUGAGUUCUCAUUCCAAAGUAAUAAAAUAUAGUGAUUACCCAGACUGGGGGAGAGAGCAGAACAGCCCCACAGCACAGCUGUGCUACAGGGACUGCUUUGAAGACAAAAGCAAAACACAACAAAAAUAGCCAAGUUUGCAUUUUUUUUUUCCAGUUUCUGCAGUGCAGAAGGCAUAGGAUUUACUAUAUUUUAUUCUUUUUUUUUUUUUUUAAACCAGAACCACCCCAAACAUCUGUCUCUUAAAAUAAUGUCCUACUGGAGCUUAACGCUGCAGUACUCUGCUACCCGCACAGGGCACGUUUUGCUCAAAGAUGGGAAUUGCCAUGGGCCCUUCUGGGGCCUCAGGCUUUUCUGUGUAGGUGUUUUAGGUCAGUUUCUGUACCCCCACCCCGUUAAAAAUUAAAAUUAAAAAAAAAAUUUACGCCUCUCAGACUGCUCGGGCACUUGGGACGAAACGUGGCUGUUUCCAUGGGAUGCUGCAGUGGCUGUCCCACAUCGCUCUGCCCGCUGUUAUUUAAAUGUGUAUGUUUAUUGUACAUUCAGUGACUGUUCUAGUGUUAAUAGUCUUGUGCUACCUGGCAGGUGUAAAAACGAAAUUAAUAAAUUUCUUUUUUUUUUUUU